GGCCUGGGCCUCCACAGCCCAGCAACCUCCUCAGAUCCAUUCUCUGCGCUGCCAGCUCAGGACACUGGUGAAGGAGCAGUGAGGAACCUGCAGAGUCACACCGUUGUUGACCAAGCGAGCUGUGAGCCUGGAGCAGAUCCGUGGGCUGCAGACCCCAGCCCCAGUGCCUAUCCCCCUGCAGUCCUGCCACUCGAACUGUGACAUGGAGAGAGUGACCCUGGCCCUUCUCCUACUGGCAGGCCUGACUGCCUUGGAAGCCAAUGACCCAUUUGCCAAUGAAGAUGAUCCCUUCUACUAUGACUGGAAAAACCUGCAGCUGAGCGGACUGAUCUGCGGAGGGCUCCUGGCCAUUGCUGGGAUCGUGGCAGUUCUGAGUAGCAAAUGCAAAUGCAAGAGCAGCCAGAAGCAGCACAGUCCCGUACUUGGGAAAACUAUCCCACUCAUCACUCCAGGCUCUACCACUACCUGCUGAGCAUAGGACCGGCCUCCAGGGAUGGCCUGAAGCCUAACACUGGCCCCCAGCGCCUCCUCCCCUGGGAGGCCUUAUCCUCAAAGAAGGACUUCUUUCCAAGGGCAGGCUGUUAGGCCCCUUUCCAAUCAGGAGGCUUUUUUUCUGAAUUAAACUCGCCCCACCACCCCUUC
Cercocebus atys (sooty mangabey) is the source of this 642-nucleotide messenger RNA. RefSeq names its product FXYD domain containing ion transport regulator 4 (gene FXYD4). Gene Ontology annotation, molecular function: sodium channel regulator activity. Gene Ontology annotation, cellular component: membrane. Gene Ontology annotation, biological process: regulation of sodium ion transmembrane transporter activity; potassium ion transmembrane transport. The coding region runs from base 203 to 472 and encodes 89 amino acids. The record is from RefSeq and is a predicted model, not a curated record. Lineage: Eukaryota; Metazoa; Chordata; Mammalia; Primates; Cercopithecidae. The transcript is spliced from 9 exons.